Molossus molossus (Pallas's mastiff bat) is the source of this 3450-nucleotide messenger RNA. It is a transcript of the gene RGS18, whose product is annotated as regulator of G protein signaling 18. The record is from RefSeq and is a predicted model, not a curated record. The transcript is spliced from 5 exons. NCBI's taxonomy places the organism in Eukaryota, Metazoa, Chordata, Mammalia, Chiroptera, Molossidae. Bases 310 to 1017 code for a protein of 235 amino acids.
GUUGCACAGACUGGAAAGAGAAGUCGUCAGUCUUUAUCUCCACGACCAAGAGUCCCUUUGCAAAUUUGUGGUAUCAUUUCCCUAAACAACCCGGGGCCGAGCUGUACUUUAGUUCUUCAGUUCCACAUUUUCCUGUCUCAACAGAGACACAAACCCAGCUCUGAGGGCUCUUUCUUUUUCUUUCCUUUUAAAUUUUAAGCAUCGCCGACGGAAUUCCGAUCAUCUUUUUUUCGACCAUGUGUAACCACGGCCUAGCAUCGACACGUGAAGGAUGUAAGAGUUUAGACAUCUCUUCUUUCUAGAGAGAAGAUGGAAACAUCGCUGAUUUCCUUGACUCAACUGAACAUGUGUGAAUCAAAGGAAAAAACUUUCUUCAAGUUAAUACAUGGUUCACCAAAAGAAGAAACCGGCAAAGAGGCCAAAAUCAGAGCGAAGGAGAAGAGAAAUCGGCUGAGUCUCCUCCUGCAGAGACCGGAGUUUCACGGCGAGACACACGCCAGCAGAUCGGGGCACGAGGCCAAAGAAACGAGGCUCUGCCCUGAAGAAGCGAUAAGAUGGGGUGAAUCGUUUGACAAACUGCUUUCUCAUCAAGCUGGCCUGGAGACUUUUACCAGAUUCCUGAAAACUGAAUUCAGCGAGGAAAACAUCGAAUUCUGGAUGGCCUGUGAGGACUUCAAGAAAAGCACAGACCCUCAGCAAAUGAGCCUGAAAGCGAAAGCGAUAUAUGAGAAAUUCAUCCAGAAUGAUUCUCCCCAAGAGGUGAACCUUGAUUUCCACACCAAGGAACUCAUCGCCAGGAGCAUCGCCCAGCCCACCCUCCAGAGCUUCGACGCCGCGCAGAACAGAGUGUAUCAGCUCAUGGAGCAAGACAGCUACACGCGCUUUCUGAGGUCUGACCUCUAUUCCGACCUGAUAGCAGGAAGAUCUCCGAGGCCCAGCAACCUCAGAAGACGAUCCCGCUCCUUCACCUACAACGAAUUCCAGGAUGUGAAGUCCGAUGUCUCCAUUUGGCUAUAAAGAGCAUUAACUGUGCUCAUUCGGGUGGCAAGAGGGUGCUUCUGAGACACAGCGUAUGUUCACAAAUGGGUACAUCAUUUAAAAUAAAACACAUCGUGGAGAAGGGUUUUAAGAAUGUCAAUCAACACUGAUUCUGGCAGGUACAUCCUGUAUCUGCCAAUAUAUUCUGUAACACCCCACUUGACUUGAGCCCACUCAUAAUGAGAACAGACAUGAACAGACACUGAUGUAUGAAUAUCAACCCAAAGGUAAUAUAUAUGAUACCUGACUAUGAAGUAAGUGCAUUGAAAGAUCAAGAUUCACCCCAUAAAACUUUAUUUAUCUAUAUUAUUCUUCAGCCUAUCAGGAAAUAUUACAAAGACACUCUCUUUUUAAAAAAAUAAUGUGAUCAUGAAGGAAACAAGAACUUUGCAAUUGAGUCUAUUAAUUUAUUUUUUGCUAACCAAUUUAGGGCAUAUUUUCUUCUUUUCUAUUUGUUUCCUCUCCAGCUGGCUAUUUGGCCAAGAAUUUUAAGUAAAAGAAGUUUUCAGGGUGUUAUACUUACACAUAAAUAGAUAUGUAUCAACAGCUUGAUUUUUAAGAGGUAAAUAAUAACUAUAAUUAUUCUUCAGUCUACUGAGUAAGUGUAAUUUCUCUGCCACAGUAUACUAUUUCUCCCUCAUUAAGGAAAAUCCUUAGGCAAAUGUUGCAGGUAAAAUAAACAGACAAUAUUUAUACUUUACCGAGGAUUUUGAGUCAAAAAUUAGAAUUACAAAUAACAGAUAAAAAGUAAUUGGAGAGAAAUAAAACCAAUAACUAAACAAUGUGUUUUAAAAUAUCAUGGUAAAAGAAGCAUUUUUUAGUCCCUGUAUACUGAAAAUAUUAUUGAUUGUGUUUAUCCCAGCAACCAUCAGUAUCUGCCUAAAACAAGGAAAGGCUAGCAUUUAAUCUUCUUUUCUUCAUUUUUCAUACAAACUCUCUGAAAUAACUUAGAUGGGGCCUCAUUGAAUGCCUGAGUCAGAAAAUGUACCCCCAAAAGGUAGAGUUAUGUAAUUAUCAUGGCAGAAAAAUUUAUUAGUGCCUAUUGAGUAUCAGGACUCUCUUCUAAUAAAACACAGUAUCAGGUGAAUAUAUCAAAUACCGGAAAUUAAACCUUAAAUCAGAACUCAAGAUGAAACUCGGUUCUUUCCUUCAAAUUUUUUUUGCUGAUAUUAUAAAUAUAUGUGGUGUAUAGACCCAUACGUAUACAUUACUAUUGAAAGAAGUUCAAACUACAUUUUAAAAUCAAUUGUUUUUUUAAAUUUUAUUUUGCAUAUAAAAUGCUAAAGACACUACAAUUUAAUUGAAUGAUAAUAUUUGGAGCAAUGAAAGUUGGACAAAUUUAUUUUAUGAAAAGAAAUGAACUAUGUUUAUCGGCAUAGUAUCUGAACUAUUAGCCAUAAUUUCUAAAAAUAUUAAAAGUGUAUUCAUAUAUGUAUGCAUAUGUAUGGACACAGUACCAGAUUUCCAGAUUUUUGGAAGGGCUGAGAUACUUAAUAAAUUCAUUUUGCAGUAGAAUUGCAUAUUUAAUAAAUAUUCAAUAUUAAAAUACUAAGUUGAGAUAGUUCUAUCUGGCUUUUAGACUGAAGAUAUGUAUUACUUAUUAAAUGAGUUAAUCUCUUCAAUUCAUUUCUAAAUAGAAGCUACCUUAAUUUUUAGAUAUUUAGUUGUAUAAUCUUUAAAAGACUUAAUUGGAGUUGUUGAUUUACUCUUUUGUUUUAUAAAAACCCUUAUUGCUUCUAUUUAAUACUUUCUUAUUGCUUCCAAUAGUCUAAUGCAUCUAUAAAAUAAAUGCAAGAAUGACUAAUCCCGGUGAAAAUUAAUAUUCUAAAAAGCGAAAAACUGAAAUUGAUCACAGAGGUUAAUUUUGUCUCCCAUGUUUCAAAGCUGAGUUUUUGGCUGAGAUAUAAACUGGAUUGUUUGCUCGGGUCUCUUCAAAGGGUAAGUGAUGAUUCAGACCAGACUUGACUGCAACAAGAAAGUUUUUUAAAAGAUUGAGAUAUCAAAUGUAAUACCACAAUGAUAAACUGAGAAGUUUGUAAUGACUGUCCCCUUUUUAAAAAUAUCUAAUUAUUUCUCUCUUAUUAAUAGGGAUAUUUUUACAUCUCUAUUAUUAAUCUCUAAUUAGCUACACAAAAUAAAAGAGCACUAAAAAUAAAUCAUACCAAAACAAUGAAUUAUACAGAAAGCAAUGCAGGUUUUGACAGAAAGGCGGGUCAGGUGGCACAACCUGAUAAUUAAUCCCUGUGAAAAAGUCCUCGAGUAAGAAAGGAUUUUGUACAUAUAUUAAUAUGUUGUAUGUAACUGGAUUAUAUAGACUUUAUUAAACCGUUACUGAAUCUGCUUAUCGUUUUUAUUUUACAAGCCCUGAAGUCAACAAGCUUGACAGUUUUACUGCUUCGUAUAUCGUUCUUU